AUGAAUUUGCUUUCUUUCUUUCUUUCUUUUUUCUUUCUUUCCUUCUUUCUUUCCUUCUUACUGUUCUUUCUUUCUUUCUUUUUUUCUGUUAAACCAGCUGUUCUUUGCUAUUCCGUUAAAUAUUUUUUAUUUCGGAUUUUCUCUUUUUCACUUGCGUCCGUUUCUCUCCUGUUUAUUUCCUUUCAACAAGGAAGGGAAAGUCAAUUUUCAUUCUCUUUCUUGUCAAUGUCUCACUCUUUUCGCUCCCUUGAUUCUCUCUCUCUCUCUCUCUCUCUCUCUCUUUUUUGUCGCUUUCGAUUUUCAACUGGAAUUUUGAAAGUAAAAACCAAAACGAUCUAUCGCUAUCUAUUUGGAUGGGGAGAUGAAGAUGAAAGCGAUGAAACGUUAUUGAGCUUAAUUAUUUGCCCGUCUGACUACAUCACAAAAUCUAUCUAUCUAUCUAUCUAUCUAUCUAUCUAUCUAUCUAUCUAUCUAUCUAUCUAUCUAAUUCUGUCAAUUUAUCUAAUUCUGUUAAUCUAUCUAUCUAUCUAUCUAUCUAUCUAUCUAUCUAUCUAUCUAUCUAUCUAUCUAAUUCUUUCUAUCUAUCUAUCUAUCUAUCUAUCUAUCUAUCUAUCUAUCUAUCUAUCUAUCUAUUUAUUUAUUUAUCUAUCUAUCUAUCUAUCUAUCUGA
Messenger RNA from Acanthosepion pharaonis, 669 nucleotides. The record is from the annotation of a GenBank genome assembly. Lineage: Eukaryota; Metazoa; Mollusca; Cephalopoda; Sepiida; Sepiidae.